UUACUGACCUGAAAAGCAAGUGAGACAGAGGAACUGCACAAAAUGAUUCGUUUUCUCUGCUGUUGUUGCAUCUCCAGUGAAAACUCCGGGAAUGAGAGGCAGCCUCUCCUGCAGCCUCAACCAUCUGAAGUGAAUGGAGCUGAAUCUGCUAGGCAGACCCGGUCACAGAAUGGUACAGGUACUGGGACUGGGAGGCGGACUGGCAGGUUGGUGAUGAGGCGGGUAGGUGUACCAGAGCUGGACCAGAGGUUUUUGGAUGUGGCCGAGGCCUUCAACGAGCAGCAACAUCGCUACGAGACCAUGGUCCGACUCAUAUCCAACUUGCAGCAGAGAUGUGGUUGUGUACACAGCGGUGCGCUGGCUUUAGCUGAAUGCAUGAGAAAGAUCAGAGACGAACACGGAUCCAAAUACAGAGUUACCCUGAGGUUGAAGGGCUACGACUUCUUCCUCUGUGUUGUUCCAGUUGAGUCUGAAAACACCUCUGAUGAGAGCGAGCCGCUUCCCUCACACCUGCAAAUGGCUGUUGAUGAACUGAAGAACACUUCAGAAUGUGCCAAGGCCACCAUCUCAAAAGGUACGAGUCUUCAAGAGCUGAUUGGUUGGCUCCUCCGCAGCAAGGACCAGAUGGCUGACCAAGUAAAAGCAGCAGUACAAACUUACCAGGAGCAACAGAGACUGGAUGAGAACCUAAAAGAGAACAUGAAGGAAGUGACGAGGGCAAAGGAGUUGUCUCUGGAAUACAGAAGGCGAGCGGGGGAUGUUCUCACUGAGGCUGCACAGAUAGCAGGGGCUCUUCUCUAGCCGAUGGACAUUUUGAUGGUUUUAUUAUAAUCCACUACUGCAGACUUACAUAUGCACACAAGUUAUAUAUGUUCUUUGACACUUUUUAACCCACUAUUGUCUGAAUAUGAACAUACAUGAGAUGAUUUUACAGUAUCCAAGACAUGAAGAUGUUCAGGGUGUCCACAAAGUCUCUUUACA
Molecule: messenger RNA, 981 nt
Organism: Sphaeramia orbicularis (orbiculate cardinalfish)
Lineage: Eukaryota; Metazoa; Chordata; Actinopteri; Kurtiformes; Apogonidae
Exons: 4
Coding region: 43-801 (252 amino acids)
Source: RefSeq, a predicted model, not a curated record